Messenger RNA from Colletotrichum truncatum, 810 nucleotides. RefSeq lists its product as uncharacterized. The record is from RefSeq and is a predicted model, not a curated record. Lineage: Eukaryota; Fungi; Ascomycota; Sordariomycetes; Glomerellales; Glomerellaceae.
AUGGUCUCCUCUAGUUCGUACGCGGCGGCGCUGCUGUCUCUCUUCGCGGCCUCCGCCUCGGCCCUAAACUUUACGAUUGCCAACGGCCAGAUCUAUACACCCGGUCUGGUCAUCCUCGACGCCCCACAGCCCGGUACACCACUUGGAGGGGACAAUCUUCAUGUCGCGCUAGAUGUGUCGACGAACGGCAAGAUGCCGUUGCCGCCAUACGCCGCGGACAGCCCGACCAAGAUCUUCAACGUGACCAUGUUUUUGUCCAGCUACACCACCGGCCGCAACUUCACCAUCACCAACGGCACAGCGACUGCCAAUAAUGCCAGCCUGGGAGACAUCAUGUACCAGGAGCCUGGCAGUACAGUGAAGCACGUCAACUGGAUUUGGCCUGAUUGUCUUGUUGGCGACGGACAGCCUUCAUCAACUGACAGCGACCGUGGCGCGUACAACAUUUCAAUCCGCCAAAACUUCCGUCUCAACGGCGAAGACCACUACACCAUUUUUGACGUGCCCAUCUCUGUCACAAACAGCAUCCCCGCCAAGGACGGGCGCCCCGUGUGCGACACGUUGAACAACCCGCUUCUCACAGAACAGGAGAUCAACGCCACGGCCGCAAACGCUGUCGGUGUAUUGUUUGCCCCGGGAGACUCCACGCAGAUCGAGGUUAAAGCCGGCGACGGCAGUGAGAACGGACUCGGCGGUUCUCGGCCGGAGGCAAACCCCGGCAACGGUCUAGGAGCCGGCAGCACCCUGAGCUGGAGGGACGGGGCUCAUUGGUUGUGCUUGGUGAGCAUCGGUGCGGCGCUGAUGCUGUGA